CUGUUGUACGGACUCGACACCGGCAUCAUAGCCACAACAAUCGGGCAGUCCACCUUCAAAGUCUACAUGUACGGGGGUUCCCAGGGUCCACCAGCACUAGUCGGCGGUAUCGUGGCCUCCUACUACGCGGGAGGCUGCAUCGGCGGACUUCAGUCCGGCUGGCUCAUGGACAGAUGGAGCCGUCGGUACACCGUACUCAUCGGCGCCGUCGUGAGCAUCCUUGGCGCGGCACUGCAGGCAGCUGCUGUGAACGCUGGGAUGAUGAUUUCCGGCCGUGUGUUCAGCGGAUGGUCCACCGGCGUCUUGUACUCCGUCACACCAAUCUACCUCGCCGAGAUCUCCCCGCCGGAGAACCGUGGCUUCUUGGUUGGGCUCAAGGGAUUGUCCAACGCCAUCGGUUUCUUUGUGGCCAACUGGGUAGGAUACGCAGGUUCUUUUGCGCACGGGAAUGGGCAGUGGAGGAUCCCGUUGGCUAUGCAGGCGCCGCCUGCGGUAGGGCUUGGGCUGUUGGUGAUUACCAUGCCCUUCAGUCCCCGUUGGCUGGUGAAGCAGGAAAGACACGAAGAUGCACUGACAGUUUUGAGAAAGCUCCACGGCCCUCGGGGCGAGGACUUCGUUCAGCGACAGUUUGUGGAGAUCCGAGAUCAGCUGGCGCUCGAAGCCGACCUUCGUCGUCAGUCGUCUCUGAAGAUUUUGUUCACUCGACAAUAUGCACGUCGAAUGUUGUUGGCUUGCCUCAUCGUGAACAUGACAAAGCUUUCGGGGUCUCAGGUCAUCCAGAACUACCAAAGUCUGAUGUACUCCGCGUUGGGGUUCAAGGGUCAAACCGUCUUGCUGAUUGCUGGAUGUUACGGCACCAUGGGGAUUCUGGGGCAAGUCUUCAAUCUUAUCUGGGUAUCGGAUACCUGGUCCCGCCGCAAGACGAUGUGCACCGGUACUGCAUCGCUUGCUGCAACCCUCUCGGUCCUGCUGGCGUUAUCCAAAUACUACCCGGACGACCGAAACCUGGCAGGCAGUUCGGCGGGCGUUGCCUUCAUAUUCAUCUUCUCAUUCCUUUACGCUGUCUUCUUCAACAGUACCAACUGGGUGCUGGUAUCGGAGAUCUUUCCGUUGCACCUACGAGGCACCGGGGUUGGAUUCGCGAUAUUCACUCAAGCUGUCACGGCAAUCUGGCUCAGCCAGGUUUCGCCUAUGGCCUUUGAUGCGUUGGAAUGGAAGUUUUAUUUUAUCUUUAUUGCAACGAAUGUUGCUGCGGGGUUGGUUUACUACUUUUUCCUACCGGAAACGAACCAACUUUCACUGGAACAGAUUGCUGCUGUCUUUGGUGACGCAGCUGUUGAAGGGAAGCCCGGAGAAAAGAAGCUUGAUGAAGAUGCUGACGUCAUCGAGCUUGAGGAAGAUCAUAGCUAG
Colletotrichum karsti is the source of this 1410-nucleotide messenger RNA. RefSeq lists its product as uncharacterized. The record is from RefSeq and is a predicted model, not a curated record. Gene Ontology annotation, molecular function: carbohydrate:proton symporter activity. The transcript has 3 exons. NCBI's taxonomy places the organism in Eukaryota, Fungi, Ascomycota, Sordariomycetes, Glomerellales, Glomerellaceae. Gene Ontology annotation, cellular component: membrane. Gene Ontology annotation, biological process: carbohydrate transport; transmembrane transport.